AUGUGGCUCUUAACAGCUCUGCUCCUUUGGGUUCCAGUUGGUGGGCAAAUAGACCGUGCAAAAUCCGUGAUCACCUUGCAGCCUCCGUGGGUCAGUGUAUUUUCGGAGGAAAAUGUAACAUUAUGGUGUAAGGGACCCCGCCUGCCUUGGGACCAGUUUACACACUGGUCUCUCAAUGGCACAGUCAUUGGGACCUUGACCAGCAGCUACAGAAUCAUUGCGGCCAGUGUCAAUGACACUGGUGAAUACAGAUGCCAGAGAGGUGACUUGCUGCCAAGUGACCCCACACUGCUGGAAGUCCACAGAGAUUGGCUACUCCUGCAGGUCUCUAGCAGAGUCAUCACUGAAGGGAAGCCUCUGGCCUUGAGGUGUCAUGGAUGGAAGAACAAGCUGGUAUACAAGAUGCUUUUCUACCACAAUGGCAAGACCUUUACCUUUUCUCCUGGGAAUCCCGAAUACACCAUUCUGAAAACCAACGUGAGUCACAGUGGCAUCUAUCACUGCUCAGGCUUGUACGGAAGGCCCCGCUUCACAUCAGCAGGAGUAAAUAUCACUGUUAAAGAGCUAUUUCCAGCCCCGGUGCUGAGAGCAUCCUCUCCACACCCCCUCCUAGAGGGGAAUCCCAUCAACCUGAGCUGUGAAACAAGGUUGCUCCUCCACAGCCCUCCUGUGCAGCUCUACUUCUCCUUCUACAUGGCAAGUCAGAUGCUGGUGAACAGGACCCCAUCCUCUGACUACCAGAUACGAACUGCUGAAAGAGAAGAUUCUGGGUUCUACUGGUGUGAGGCCACCACGGAAGAUGGAGAUGUCAUCAAGCGCAGCCCCAUGUUGGAGCUUCGAGUGCUUGGGUUCCAAUCACCAGCUCCUGACUGGUUUCAUGUCCUGCUCAGUCUGGCAGUGGGAAUAAUAUUUUUGGUGAACACUGUUUUCUAUGUGGUAAUACAUAAAAAACUGCAAAGGAAGAAAAAGUGGAUUUUAGAAGUUCCUUUGGAGUCUGAUCAUGGAAAGAAGGUAAAUUCCUUCCUUCAAGAAGACAGAUAUUCAGAAGAAGAGCUAAAAUGUCAGGAACAAGAAGAGCUGCAGGAAAGGCCACUCCAAAAGGGUACUAACAAACCUAGAACCUAA
Messenger RNA from Pteronotus mesoamericanus, 1125 nucleotides. It is a transcript of the gene FCGR1A, whose product is annotated as Fc gamma receptor Ia. The record is from RefSeq and is a predicted model, not a curated record. The transcript has 6 exons. The coding region runs from base 1 to 1125 and encodes 374 amino acids. NCBI's taxonomy places the organism in Eukaryota, Metazoa, Chordata, Mammalia, Chiroptera, Mormoopidae. Gene Ontology annotation, cellular component: plasma membrane. Gene Ontology annotation, molecular function: transmembrane signaling receptor activity. Gene Ontology annotation, biological process: cell surface receptor signaling pathway.